This is a messenger RNA of Dendrobium catenatum, 2487 nucleotides long. RefSeq names its product receptor-like serine/threonine-protein kinase SD1-8. The transcript has 8 exons. Lineage: Eukaryota; Viridiplantae; Streptophyta; Magnoliopsida; Asparagales; Orchidaceae. Gene Ontology annotation, molecular function: ATP binding; protein serine/threonine kinase activity. Gene Ontology annotation, biological process: protein phosphorylation; recognition of pollen. The record is from RefSeq and is a predicted model, not a curated record. Bases 231 to 2255 code for a protein of 674 amino acids.
CGCCAAUCGCUAUCUCGGCAUUUGGUACCACAAAUUCCCCGUACAAACCGUCGUCUGGGUCGCCAAUCGCCGGAAUCCGAUACACGAUCUAAAUGCCACACUGUCGAUCACUGCCGACGAUGCGUCUCUCUAUCUCAUGACCUCCGCUUCUAGAUACCGGUAAUUUUGUGGUGAAAUCGUCCAAUUCUAGCUCCAUCUUAUGGCAGAGUUUCGACCACCCAACAGACACCAUGCUCCCAGGUAUGAAGCUUGGCCCUAACCUGAAAACCGGCAUCGACCGCAAUAUCACGGCAUGGCUGAGCGUCUCCGAUCCAUCGCCGGGAAAAUAUGCCAUGGCGAUCGACAUAAUCGGCGUUCCCCAGAUGGUCAUCCGCGACGCCUCUGGCAACUGGAUCUGGCGUGGUGGACCAUGGAACGGCUUCGGCUUCUCCGGCGCCGGCCCUAAUCAAUACUUUGACCUUGGAUUAUACCGAGAAUUCAUCUCCGGCUUCAAUGUCAGUACGGAGGAGAUCUACUACUACUUCAACUCCGUCGGAGAUGCCAUUUCUAUAAUUACCAUGGAUGAAAACGGGACAGCCAGGCGUUACGGAUGGCAAGCGUCUUUGCAGAAGUGGGAUCUCUACUGGUUAGCGCCGAGCGACCCCUGCGACUUCUUUUCAACAUGCGGAAUCAACGCCUUCUGCAACGGGAGCAGCUCGCCGAUAUGUCGUUGUCUUGAUGGGUUCGAUCCGAAGAAUCCGGCGAGUUGGAGCCGGGGAAAUUGGUCAGAUGGGUGUGUGAGAGUGGAGCCUCUUGGCUGCGGCACAAAUGGAACCGAUGAGUUCAUGUUGGUGCGCGGUUCGAAGCUGCCGGACACGACGGCGGCGGUGGCGAAUACGACCUUGGACUUGGAUGGGUGUAGGGCAAGGUGUUUGAUGAAUUGCUCCUGUAAAGCUUACGCGAGCGCUGAUCUCAGCAUGGGAGGAAAUGGAUGCAUUAUUUGGAUGGCGGAGAUUAAAGAUCUCAGGGUUUAUGCGGACGGCGGGCAGGAUCUUUACGUCCGGAUCGCACCGCCUGGUAAAGGGAGCAAGAGAAAGCGAUGGAUUUUUGUCCUGGCAUCAGUACCUACUGUUUUGUUCUUGUUGAUAACUUUGAUAUGUGUCUUUAUGAUAAGGAGACGAAAAGGCAAAUAUUUUGCCGGGGAGCAAUUAAUUUCCUCUCCAAAUUGGGCUGAUGAAAUCAUGCAUCAAGGCAAAGAAGGGAAUUCAGAAAUAUUAUUGUUUCAAUUUACUCAAAUAGUGAAUGCCACAAACAACUUCUCAGAUAUCAACAAGCUUGGGGAAGGUGGAUUUGGGCCUGUUUACAAGGGAAAAUUACCAGAUGGACAAGAUAUAGCAAUCAAAAGACUAUCUGCAAGAUCAGGGCAAGGGUUGGAGGAGUUCAAAAAUGAAAUUUUAUUAAUCGCUAAACUACAACAUAGGAAUUUAGUAAGAUUAUUAGGUUGUUGUAUAUGGGGUGAAGAAAAGAUGCUUGUAUAUGAGUUCAUGCCUAAUAAAAGCUUGGAUCUCUUUCUUUUUGAUGUUGAACAAGGAUUAAAAUUAGAUUGGAGAAGUCGUUUCCAAAUAAUAGAAGGGGUAGCUCAGGGGCUUCUCUAUCUUCACAAACACUCCAGAUUAAGAAUCAUUCAUCGAGACUUAAAGGCAAGCAAUAUUCUACUGGAUACUGAUAUGAACCCCAAAAUCUCAGAUUUUGGCAUGGCGAGGAUCUUCGAUGCUAAUGAAGCCCAAGCGAAUACUCGAAGGAUUGUUGGAACAUACGGUUACAUGUCUCCAGAAUAUGCUUUCAAGGGUCUCUUCUCCGUCAAGUCUGAUGUAUUUAGUUUUGGAGUGCUCCUUCUAGAGAUUGUAAGUGGGAAGAGAAACGCCGGUUUUUAUGAAUUUGAUUCUUGGAGCAAUCUUCUUGCCUAUGCUUGGGAUUUAUGGAAAGAAGGAAACUGGAAGGAACUUGUGGAUCCUGCAUUAGAUAACCAAUUUUGGUAUGAUGAGGUGACAAGAUGCGUCUAUGUGGCGCUUCUGUGUGUACAAGAGAGUCCAGAUGAUCGCCCGGUUAUGUCCGACGUCGUUAGUAUGCUUAGCAAUGGAAGCUUAAACUUCAGUAGUAUCAAACCACCUGCAUUUUUUGCUAUGAAAAAUGCUUCAGGUUCUAAACGGCCAUUAAAUCUGCAUGUAAAUGAUGCUUCUAAUGGCCUUUCUGUUUCAAUUGUAGCAGGCCGUUAACAUUAACCUGCUCAUUUGUUUUGUAAAUUCUGUGACUUAGAUCAGAAAUAUGAAAAAAAAAAAAAAAAUAAUGGGAUAAAUAUGGGGUUGAAGGAUUGAGAAUUGUACAUACUUGUUGUUUGGAUUAUUUUAGUAGGCUUCUAUGAUGAUGAUGAUAGUUUGAUUGCUAUUCCUUGUAGGAGGGAUAAUGUGUUUUUAUAUAAUGAGCUUAUGUUCCAAUUAUUUUAUGAAA